Molecule: messenger RNA, 5493 nt
Organism: Seminavis robusta
Lineage: Eukaryota; Bacillariophyta; Bacillariophyceae; Naviculales; Naviculaceae
Source: the annotation of a GenBank genome assembly
AUGGACCGUCGUCCCAGCAUGGAUCCUCCCGAAACGGGGAAUGAUCCACCUGCCAACGUUGCCAACCAUGCAGCAGUGGCUCCAUCGGCAGUGUCUCGAGAUCCUCCCGCAGAUGUCGUGGAGAUUGUCGAGAUUCCGAGCGACGAUGACGAAGAAGUCAAGGUGGUCACCGUGGCAGCUCCAGCAGUAGCAGCUGCUCCCAUACAGCAACAGCAACAACAAUCACCCAAGGAGGAGACGAAGUCCAACACUGGUGAUGCUCUCGAGAAAAAAGAAAAAGACGAGAAACCAGAGCCGCCUGAAGAAAAGGAGACCGAGCUAAAGAAAAAAGAGGAUGUGCCGACAGAGACCCCACCGACAGCUUCCACGGAAACAGAGGGCGCUACUACCACAAAUACAACUUCAGAGACGACGGACGGAAAGCAACAAGAUCCCAAAGCAUCCGAUGCUGCCAUCACCACCACCACCACUGGUACUAAGACUGCUGCAGAUCCACCCGCCGUGGUGGUUGGACAGCAAGUAGAAGAGAAAGAGGAAAACGCCAAAGAUGCACCACCAUCAACCAGUGCAAAUGGUGAUACAACAUCGGCCGAAACACAGGAGAAUCAAGACAAAUCUUCCAACAACAACAACCAAAAUUCUCUCUCUGAUGCUGCCGUUAGUACCAGUGAAGAACAGCCACCCAAAGACGCGGAACAGAAAACUUCCACACAGUCUCCAGAUGCGGCUGUUCCUGUUCCUGUUCCAGCUACGGGCAAUGGUGACAAACCCGCCGAUGAUUUGGACAAGACACCAUCUGCAGAUGACGGUCCAGUCCAACCAGUUGCGGACGACAACAAGAACAAGAACAACGACAACAAUAAGAAUGAAACCAGUGGCAAUACUUCGACAACAAGCGAACCAAACAUCCCAGCUCCUGCCACCAGUCAAACAUCCACAUCCGUGCCGAUCAGUUCGGAUAAAAAAGAAGCACUUGAUCCCCCCGACAAAUCUAGCGUCCCAAACGUCACAGAGACGACAACUACAUCAUCCCCAGCUGGGAUCACAACAGCGGCUCCAGUUGACAGCAGUAGCAAGGAGGAGAAACAACCUGCCAAUAAUGAAAGUAGCAGCAGCAGCAAAGCGACGGUCGAGCAGAAUCAAUCACCACCCGCCAACGAAACGACGGAGAAGGAGGAAGAUGUGGUCAUGGUGGAUGCCAGUAAUAGCACUAGUCAAGCUGCAAAGACGAACGAGGACGAACCCAACAGUAAAGAGGGCGAAACAAAAACGUCACCACCACCACAGAAACAACCAGAAACAGAAACAGCUGCAACGAACAAGGACAAUGUCGCUAAAGAGGCGGAGUUUGUGGUGAAACCUGCAGAAAAAACUCAACAACAACAAUCCACACAGCAACAGUCCGAGUCUUCGGCAACUCCGACAACAGCACCGCCCGUGGCACUGCCCGUCGCUGUUGCUGCCAGUAACGACAGUGCCGAGAAGACAGAGGCAACAGAAGCAAAGGAAGCAGCUGCAGCAAAGUCAGCGGAACCCAUGGAGAUUGAUGCAGACGAAAAUACAAAGGAGUCAAUGUCCAGCCAAGCGCAACCCGUCGAGGAGUCAACGCCCAUUGCGUCGACUGCCGUGGAAGACUCCAAUUCUGGAGAUACCAACACCCCUGCUGCAGCAACAACUACUACUACUGAUGCGGUCGCCAACAAUGCUGUACAGGAAGAAGAUGAGGAAGAUGCGGUCUUUUUCCCCGAUGCCUUUCCCACCCGAAAGAGGCGGCAGAAAGCAAAGCGCGCCAAGGCACAAAAGAAAUUCAAAAUCAACAUUCGGUCGGUCACACCACCCGAAAGUCCCGUAAAGAUUGAGAAUACCAGUAGCCAGAAAGCAGACAUGGCUCCAUCCAAUGUAGUAUCGUCGGGAGGACAUCCCGAUGCGAUUUCGUCCGAAUUCAAUUCCAUGGCGGACGAUUUUAGUUGUCCUGUCGACGACGACAACAACGACUAUGAUCGAAAAAGAAUGGAUCAGGAAUUGGAGGAUUCUCUGUGCUUCUUUCAGGAGACUCAUGAAGAGCAAGAUCCCUCCUACAUUGAAUUCAUUGUCGAGCGGGAAGACAAGGUGCUAAAGAAGAAACUCGCACAGUUGGAAGCCGAAGAUGCCGCGGGACGCAAAGACAUUGAUGUCGCCAUUGGGGAACAAUCCAAGGAAAAACAACUCCUGACCAAUCGGAACAUUGAAAAGUACCAGCAAAAGGCCGCACAGGAAGAAAAACGAGACAUCCAGCGACUCAUGCAGCUAUACAAUGAAAAAAUGAACAACAACAAUGCUCGGAUUCAACAGGGGAUCAAGAUUUUGACAGAGCGACAUCACAAGGAAACGCAGCGAAAGGCACAAGAACACCGAGCGCGGUUUCAGAAUCAAACGCAAGCACCUCAAGCACAGCACGCAUGGCAAAUGAUUCAGCAACAGCUCCAUCGGAAACAGCAUCAGCAAAUGGCCGAGUUUCGUCAAAAGGGUGAGGAAAUUAAAAAGAAGAGCGAAAACGAUUUCAAAGCUCAGCAGGAAAAACUGCGUGCCAACUACCAACACAAAUUGCAAGAGAUUGAAGCGAGCAAACGCAAGGUUUAUGCCAAGAUUUACACUGGGUUUCAGAACUUGCGACAGCGGUAUGUGAAACGGCACAUGCAGAAAAUUACGAAAAAGAAGGAGUUGCUGAUUCAGCAAGCCAACGAAGCCAAAGAAAACCUGCGACGCAAAUGUUCGCCUACUCCAUUUGCCACCCCGAGUUCGUCUGCUGCGGGGAAGAAGAGGAGCUCCGAUCCUGCCACUUCGGCGCAUGACGCUGCGAAGAAGAAGAUGGAAGAGAAAGAGGAGCUGCGAUCGCCGUCACCCAUCAAAUCCAAUUUGGACUGGAAAAAGGACGAGGGCCUAGCUGAUCAGGAGGAAGUGUCGGGUGGUUCAGCUCGACACAAGCAACGCAAAUCGAUCUUUAGUCAACUUAGCAAGCAGUUGUCUGUCGAAAUCCACAACGAAGGCUUGUGGAUCUCAGUCUACGCCGAUAAGAAUGCAACCAAGGACGGCGAGGGGGGCGGAAACACGGAGGAUGCCAGCAGUCGGAGCAAUACAACUCGAAAUAGUGAUAAAGCGAAAAACUCGGGGAACAAGAGCGGGGAUGGUGACAAGAAAAACGAUAAGGACAAGUCGACCGAUGUGCCCCGUGGCUAUCAUUACAUGGAUAAGAGUGCUCCCGAUUUUGGGGAUUCUCUGUCCGCGCAAGGAGGUCACGUGCGUUGUGUUGUGACGGAUCUAAGGACCAAUGAAAAUACUGCGUCGGCUCAGCGAGCUGCAUCUAUUCGGGAACAAGAAGAUGCGAGUCUUCAACAGCUGGAGAAAAAAAUCGUCGAGCUGUCCUCCUUGGCAAGUGAGGCCGAGACAACCUUGAGCAGGGCGGAAAACGAAGAGAAAGAAGCAAAAGCGGCGGUCGACACUGGAGCUGCUGAACUCGAGAAGGCCAAACAGAUUCAGUUGGACUUUCGGACCAAAUUCGCCAACUAUCUUGGCCCUGAUGGAAACCCGCUGCCAACGGCCAACCCGGGUGACAGAAAUGAACUUGCAAAGGCGAUCGUACGGUACAAGACGAACCUCGAGGCAGCUGCCAAUCGACACAAGACUGCAACAAGCAACUACGGCGAAGCACGCACUCGUACACAGAAAAUGCAACAGUUGGCCAAGCAUUCACAAAAGGCUGUCGCCGUUGCCACGAAUGUGUUGAAGAAGAAAAAGGCCACCUUAGAACCUAGGAGCAAGGGGAGAGCUAAGCUCUCCGAGGCGGCUGAAAAUGAGCGUGCCGCCGGUAGAGUGAAAGAUGUCAUUGCAUCGUUGCAUAAGACAGCUGAAAAGCGACGAGAACAACUGAAUCAGAAGAGACUCAAUAAUGCCAGCAGCACAUGGGUUCAAGCGUUACUGCCGGGCAUUCCGGGACCUCUAAAGAAAAGUCUCUGGCAUAAGAUGCACCGGCGACGACAACAGAUCGUUCUCCGGCCUUCGCUCGAAUCUUUGACGUUGGAUCUUCGUGAGUCUGUAGCAAAAGCAAUGAAAGCAACUCCUUCGUCAAAGAAGCAACACGUCGAUUUGGAGGAGGAUCAACAGAGAGCCGAGCAGUUGUUUUGCCUUGCCAUGUACCCAGUGGCUCCAGAUCCUCCAUUGCCAGCAGUGCCUCCCUCAGGCUCGUCUUCAGCAGCGUGGGCAGAGCCAGGUUGGCACUUGCGUCUGGAUGCCCCUAAGGAAGAGAAAACUUCCCAUAUCUUGCCGUGUGCUCCAUCGUUUCCUAUAUUCAGCAAGAACCUUGCCGAGAUGACUUCCACACCGGGUCGCCAAGCUGCGGCCUUCAGCCGAACGUCGCACUUGCGCAGUCUUGCCUCGCAGUUGUCUUCCGUCGCUACGGCCACGAGUCUCGCGGAAACCAAUCCUUCGGCACCAUCAGAAGUAUCGUUGGCUGAAGGAGACCCACUGAAUAUAUCUCCCGAUGCCAUGAUGGUCGGCUAUUCGUUUCAUCUCCCCCCACCUCCCAAACAAACCACAGCGAAACGCAAGUCAACUACUUCUGCAUCUACGGUCAAGGAAAACGCUGCCGAAGUGGCUGCUGAAGCCGCCGCCAAGAGCAAACAGGAAACCACCUCUUUGUCUUCGGCUGCCGCUUCCAAGACUACGGAUCAAUCUGCUAGCAGUGCGGGAGCCACUGGGGCUGGAGCUGAGAAGAAAAAGCCGGAAACCAAGCGACGACGAACUUCCAAGACUACGGCUGCGAAUCCUUCACCUCGGGCCCGAAAAGGGAGCAAAACUGAUGCAGCAACGAAGCGAGCUGCUGCUGCCGUUCAACCGCCUCCUCCGAUGGCCCGCACUCCGUCGUCCUCGUAUGCCAGGCAACCAACUCCCGCUGCAGCUGCUGCUGCCCCGCCGGCCACGUAUGCCAGGCAACCAGCUCCCACUGCGGCUGCUGCUGCACCGUCGUCGACGUAUGCCAGACAACCAACUCCCACGGCGGCUGCUGCUGCCGCCGCCGCAGCUCAAUACAAUCAAUACAUGAAACAUUCACCUCCGCAAGGUCAACAGGCACCGCCCCAACAGCAGCCAAAUUACCAAUUAAUGCAGCAGCAGCAGCAGCAACAGGCUUCCCGUCAAGCUCCACAGUAUGGAAGCCCCCAGCAAGCACAUCAGCUAGCUCAGCUUCGUAUGAUGCAGCAGCAGCAGCAACAACAGCAGGGACAACGUGCCGUAGGCUAUCCUCCUCAACCUGGACCACCUCAACGUGGUGCCAGCCAGGCCAUGGCACCCCAGCCGUUUUUCAAUCCGAUGGCUCCUGCUCCCGGCGGACAACCGUAUCAACCGAUGCCGAUGCAAGGGAUGCAGCAAAUGCCUCCCAUGGGCCAACCUGGAAUGCCUCAUCAUUUGCAACAGCAGCAUCAGCAGCAACAACAACAAAAUCGCAAACCAGGUUACUAG